AGCUGACAUAUUAAAAAAAGGGUAAAAAAUUCGUAGGUGCAUAGCUUCUGUAGUUUUCUAAUCUGUUUAUAAAUUUGGACUCAGCCAAUCUGUUGACCACAAUUUCAUAUCACACUUUUUUUCCUUCUUAGUGAAUUUUAUGUCUUAUAGCUAUUUCCCCAUCACUUGGCAGAGAAAGAUGGAGUUCAAUACCCAAAACCCUAACAGAUCUGAGAUAAGAUGGAGCUCAGAAGAUCAGGGUGGUCCUGGACAAGUGAGAUCUUAUUCUUGUUCCUUUUGCAGGAGAGGGUUCUCAAAUGCACAAGCACUAGGAGGCCACAUGAAUAUCCACCGAAGAGAUAGGGCAAAGCUCAAGCAAUCUUCUGAAGAAAACUUGCUUUCCUUGGACAACUCAAUCAAGGGCUCAAGUGACCACAAUGACCCUUCUGAUUUGGAAGAGAAGAUUUUGUUUCGCUUGGGCUCUGGCGAAGAUCAGAAGCAUGCUACAAAUCAUAAAAUGCCAUUCAAUUUCACUCACAGAGAUGAUCAUGAUCAUGCACAACAAAGGGCCAUGUUAAUUGGUUCAACAGAAAUUUCCCAUCUUCCUUCAUUUGUUUUGGGGCAAAGGAUUGAGGAGAAGAAAGCUGAAUUGGACCUUGAGCUUAGGUUAGGGCCGUUAGGCCUUCAUCCUCAGGAGUCACCAACAUUGAACACUAGAGCGUUCUUUUGAAAUAGCGUUCCAUUUGGAAGAUCAGCGAAAAGUUGCUUUUAUUUCAUACCUAGCUCUUCUUCCAUCUCUACAAUAUAAAGGUAAAUUAAUUACGUUUAAGAAUUAAUUUUGAUGCAGUACGGAUAUACUUUUCACUUACAGUACUCCAUCAAAAUUAAAUUCUCUAUAUGUGUCAUGUUAGUUCAAUAAUGGGACGCUACCAUGUGAACUUUUAUGUUAAUAUUGCUUGUAUUUUUCUGCUAUUAUAGCAGGCGGGUUUGUGAUUUUGAUUUUGUCUUUCGUUUUUAUUCUUUUGGUGAUUGUUAUUGUUCUAUCUACAGUAUAUAGAGAACAAUUACUGCUUCUGUAAUCCGACAGCUACUAUUUAAAGUUGUUGAUUUGGCUAUUAUAUAUAUAUAAGAAGUUGUAUGUUGGUUUGGAAAUA
Molecule: messenger RNA, 1133 nt
Organism: Cajanus cajan (pigeon pea)
Lineage: Eukaryota; Viridiplantae; Streptophyta; Magnoliopsida; Fabales; Fabaceae
Source: RefSeq, a predicted model, not a curated record